AUGGGGGCAAAGAUCACUCCUGUGGACCUGCAUACCCUCUGUGAAAUCACACCCCAACACCUGAAGGGUGUGGAUUGUAAAGAAAAACAAAGCCUGAACCUUGGAAUACAGUGGAUUAACUGUGAUAGCUUGAAGGGAGACCUAGUAACUGCCUUACCCAAACAGAAAAUCUCAGCAGGCUCCAGUCAGUGUGAUGAGUAUACUCCUGAAACAGAGGUGAACAGUGGGCAAACAGGGCCAGUAGUAAAGCUCCCUCCAAAUAACUGCAAGACCUCGAGCAAGGCGCCCGUGCAGUUGUACGCAGUUUGCCCUCGCUUUGCGCCCAGUUCAGUCACGCCGCUGACAGGGAAGUAUUCCCCUCUUGAAGCUACGGUCUCUACCGCCUACCCCUUCUACGCCGCCAGCGGCGGCGACAGCAGGGCUUGUGCCUCGCUCCUCGCCACCUCCGACUCCCGCCGGCCGCUGACUGUGGCGGCGGCGGCGGCAGCGGCGGCGGCCGCGGCGGCCGCGGCGGCUGCUUCGCUAGGUCGGCGGCGGGGAGGGGGGGGCAGUAGUUUUAAAGUAGACACCCGCCCUUACCUCAGAGAAGGUACCACUUGGAGUGAAGAGAAAAUGCCUGAACAUUUUACAGAUAACUUUUGUCAAAUAUGUGGAGUGGUUCUGCGAUUCAAAUCACAAAGGAUUGCACAUUAUAAGAGUAAAAAACAUGCUCAAAAUGUUAGAUUUUAUUUUCAAAUGAAUAGAGAACAAAAGGAAGUACCAAAUAAAAGGAAGAUGCAUGUUAGGAAUUUGAAGGUUUGUAGUUUGAGAGGAAUACGGAACAGAAACAAAUUUUGUGACCUCUGCAACAUGACUUUUAAUUCUCCAGUUGUUGCUCAUUCUCACUAUGUGGGGAAGGUUCAUGCUAAAAAGCUAAAGCAAUUAUCAAAGAAAUAUUAUCAAGUGUCUCCAAGGCCAUUUCAGCCAAAGACAGCAUUUAAUAGGAGAACCUACAUUUGCUACACUUGUAGAAUCACAUUCACAUCUUUAGACAUGUUCUGGAUGCACAUGAAAGGAAGUCAGCAUCAACUUAAUGAAUCUAUUGCUAUCAACCUAGUAAAGUAUUCAAAGAUGCAAGGUAAUUACCAAGAUGAAUAUGCAAAUUACAUCAAAGUACAGAAAUACAGAGACCUAGAGUCCAAGAUUUAUUCCAGAAAAAUGGAAGAAAACACUUCAGAAGCUCAUAGGGGAGUGGUUGAUUCCAGAUUCAGACAUAAAAUAUUUGAACAUAGACUCCCAUUUGAUACUUGCCAGUCAUACCAAGGACUAUACAAUAAUUCACAAGCAGUAGAAAACCAGUUACCUCAUUGCUUACCACCUCAUUCAGAGAGGACAUAUGACUCUUUCCAAGAUGAACUUGAAAACUAUAUCAAAGUGCAAAAAGCUAGAGGACUAGAUCCACAGACUUGUUUUAGAAGGAUGAAAGAAAACUCAGUGGACCAUGGAUACAGAAAAAUGUUGUAUUCUGGAUACAGUCAAAAAAUAUGCGAGCAAAACUUUCCAUCUGAGACUUUACAUAGGCAUCCCCAACUGUACUAUAGUUCACUAAAGGAGGGUCCCUUACCUCAUUGGUUACCAGCUCAUUCAAAUACAUACAACUCCUUCCAAGAUGAGCUAGAUGAUUACAUUAAUGUGCAGAAAUACACAAGAUUAGAGCCAAAGCCCUGUUUCAGAAAGAUAGUCAAUAGCUCUGCGAUAACUCAUAGGUACGGAGAAAUGUCUGACAGUAGACCCAGACAUAAAAUGUUUGAGCAAAGACUCCCAGCUGAAACCUUCCAGACCUACACAGAACCGAACAGUAGUUCACAAAAAGGAGAAAACCAGUUGCCUCAUUGUUUACCAGAUCAUGACAGCAAACAGACAUUCAAUUCAGUGAGCUGUCAACUCACCAGAGGCAAUUUUCCAGAUAAAGAAGUACCUCUGAGCUUUAGUCAUCAGGAAAACAACUCUCACACAUACAGUACAGAAUGUGAAGUUGACAAGCACAUCUCUUCAGGAAACCAUGCUAGUGACCCUCAAGCAAGUUGUAAACAGAGACAUCAGAAGAGACACCGACACGCGAAGAAAGGCAAAGAGAGACCACAGAAGGAGAAGUCCAAGCAUAAAAACAAAAAGAGUUAUGAGGCUACAGAGUUAGAAAAAGACAAGACCGUCCACCAAAGUAAAAGGAAGGAAGAUAAAGUCAGUGUCAGUUCAAGAAAGCUUAAGCAUCGAAAAAAGAAAAAAAGCCAUGAUGUAACUUCUGAAAAAGAACGUAAGCACAGGAAAGAGAAAAAGAAACCUGUUGAAGAACGAACUGUAGAGGAAAUUCUUUGGGAUGAGUCAAUUCUUGGAUUUUGAACUUUUAGUUUACCCAAGAAUUAUUCAAAGAAAGCAGCACGAAUUUAGAUAACAGGGUCAUUCAAUUAAAAAAGGAAUGGUAGUGUUAGACUGAGAAAACUGUGUUUGUGUUUAUGUGUAAAAUUUUAAUUGAAAGAGAAAACAAAAAGCCUAAAUCUAGUUUUUGAAAAUUAACGUAAGGAAAACUUAUUUAAGAAAAGACAAAAGAGUCUGUAUUUGGGUAAAGCGUACUAUUUGGAAUUUUUAGUGCUGUUUGCCCAAAGAUAAAUUGAAGAAAUCCAUUAAGAAAAUGAAUUUUGACAAAAGCAAUUGCAUAUAGGAAAAAGAAAAUAGAUACAUUAUAGGGAAGUAAAUUAGUCCCCUUCUUCCCUCCAUACCUCCUUUCUUUUUCCUGAAAAAUACAAAAUUUUAUUGAGAGAAGAAACAAAAAAUAUCCUAAACUUAGCCUCUGAGAUACAAGAAUAUAUGAAAAAUUUAAGAGAAAAUGAAAUUAUUAAAAAACAAGAGCCAGUGUUUUGGCAUGAAUCUACCCCUAGUUUUUAAACGUUUCAGUUUUGUUCACUUACAGUUUAAGAAAUAGGAAAGUUUGGUUUUAUUAAAUUCAUGCUAUUUGAAGUUUUAUUAAAUUUAUGCUAUUUGAAUGUUUCUAUAUGGACAAUUAAUUUCUAGAAAAAAGAUAAGUAAAAGGAUUCAGUAUUC
Cavia porcellus (domestic guinea pig) is the source of this 3078-nucleotide messenger RNA. RefSeq names its product zinc finger matrin-type 1 (gene Zmat1). Gene Ontology annotation, molecular function: nucleic acid binding; zinc ion binding. Bases 1 to 2379 code for a protein of 792 amino acids. The transcript is spliced from 8 exons. The record is from RefSeq and is a predicted model, not a curated record. NCBI's taxonomy places the organism in Eukaryota, Metazoa, Chordata, Mammalia, Rodentia, Caviidae.